UGUAUGUCUAAGUUUAUAAACACUUAGGUGCUUUAAAAUUUUCUCCUUUUUCAGACAUAAGGCAGAGUCACUGCUGUUCAUUCUGACAUCAAGUUCCAGAUUAUUGACCCUUGGACAACAGUGCAAUUAUAUGGAAGCAUGGCUGGUUAUAAACCUGUAGCGAUUCAAACAUAUCCUGUACUUGGCCAGAAAAUCACCCAAGACACUCUGUACUGGAACAAUUACAAGACCCCUGUUCAGAUUAAGGAAUUUGGCGCCGUGUCCAAAGUGCACUUUUCUCCUCAGCCUCCAUAUAAUUACGCGGUCACAGCUUCCUCGAGAAUCCACAUUUAUGGCCGCUACUCUCAAGAACCUAUAAAAACCUUUUCCCGGUUUAAAGACACAGCAUACUGCGCUACUUUUCGACAGGAUGGUCAGUUGCUGGUCGCCGGCAGUGAAGAUGGUGUUGUCCAACUUUUUGAUAUAAGCGGGAGGGCUCCCCUCAGGCAGUUUGACGGCCACACAAAAGCAGUCCAUUCAGUAGAUUUUACAGCUGACAAAUAUCACGUGGUCUCUGGAGCUGAUGAUUAUACAGUUAAACUAUGGGAUAUCCCAAACUCCAAAGAAAUUCUGACAUUCAAAGAACAUUCUGAUUACGUGAGGUGUGGCUGGGCUAGCAAACUGAACCCAGACCUUUUCGUCACAGGGUCAUAUGAUCAUACUGUGAAGAUGUUUGAUGCCCGGACAAAUAAGAGUGUUCUCUGUGUGGAGCACGGGCAGCCCGUGGAGAGCGUCCUGCUCUUCCCCUCGGGCGGGCUUCUGGUGUCGUCAGGAGGCCGAUAUGUUAAAGUCUGGGACAUGUUAAAAGGAGGACAGUUGCUUGUGUCUUUGAAAAAUCAUCACAAGACGGUGACGUGCUUGUGUCUGAGCAGCUCUGGACAGAGGUUACUCUCCGGAUCUCUGGAUAGAAAAGUUAAAGUCUACAGCACCACUUCCUACAAAGUCGUCCAUAGCCUUGACUAUGCAGCGUCAAUCUUAAGUCUGGCACUUUCUCAUGAAAAUGAGACGAUAGUUGUAGGAAUGACCAAUGGAAUACUGAGUGUUAAACACCGGAAAUCUGAAGCGAAGAAGGAAUCCCUUACAAGGAAAAGGAGGCCUGCGUAUCGAACCUUUAUUAAAGGAAAAUUUUACAUGAAGCAACGGGAUGACAUCAUGAUCAACAGGCCAGCAAGGAAACACCUAGAAUGGUAUGACAGGGAUCUGAAGAGUUUUCGAAUCUCAAAGGCACUUGACAGAGUCCUUGAGCCCAAGUGUGUAAUAAAGACACCAGAGGUUACGGUUUCCAUCAUAAAGGAACUAAAUCGGAGAGGCGUCCUUGCCAAUGCUCUUGCAGGUCGGGAUGAGAAGGAGAUCACGCGGGUUCUUAACUUUUUGAUCAGGAAUCUGUCUCAGCCACGAUUUGCCCCGGUUUUGAUCAAUGCUGCUGAAAUAAUCAUCGAUAUAUAUCUACCUGUGAUUGGCCAGUCAUCAAUAGUUGAUAAAAAGUUUAUAGUACUUCAAGGACUCAUAGAAAAAGAGAUUGAUUACCAAAGAGAACUCCUAGAAACCUUGGGGAUGAUGGACAUGCUGUUUGCUACCCUGACAAGGAAUGGCAGCACCUCCGUGUCAGAGCACGAGCCCGCUGAAGCCCUAGAGGAGACAGCCACCGCGUCAGCCCAGGGACAGGGAGCUGCUAGCGGGAGUUUUCCCGACUCUAUUAACUACUGA
Messenger RNA from Acomys russatus (golden spiny mouse), 1746 nucleotides. It is a transcript of the gene Utp15, whose product is annotated as UTP15 small subunit processome component. Gene Ontology annotation, cellular component: nucleolus. The coding region runs from base 139 to 1746 and encodes 535 amino acids. Gene Ontology annotation, biological process: positive regulation of transcription by RNA polymerase I; rRNA processing. The transcript is spliced from 12 exons. Gene Ontology annotation, molecular function: protein binding. The record is from RefSeq and is a predicted model, not a curated record. Lineage: Eukaryota; Metazoa; Chordata; Mammalia; Rodentia; Muridae.